Messenger RNA from Lymnaea stagnalis (great pond snail), 8775 nucleotides. NCBI's taxonomy places the organism in Eukaryota, Metazoa, Mollusca, Gastropoda, Lymnaeidae. The record is from the annotation of a GenBank genome assembly.
GGCUUCCGGUAAAAGUAAGGGAUAACAAAAGGUCUCGCCUGGAGGAAAAAUACUUCACUCUCAAGAGUAGCCACAAAAAUGGAUUACUUAUAAAAUCAACCAAGUAUUGGUUAUUGUAAGGUAAUAAGUGUGUGUGUCUCCCUACUCGACAGUGAUACCACUAUUACACUUUUAAUUAUUUUAUAAAGAAACUGCGGCCACAGUGAGCAACUCUAUCUUAGAUCUUAGUCUUAAUAUUGAGACUAUUUUUUUGACACUAUUCAUUGACAGUUUCAGUUUGACACAAUCAAUGACAAUGUUUUUCAUUAAUUUGUAGUCAGUCUGAGUCUCUCCCUCAAGGGAAAAGGAACUACCGCUGGCCUGACCGCUCAAACUAUCGGUUUUGGGGAAAGGUCUGAAAAUAUUUUAAAACUGGACCUCCAGUAUUCCUUCACGUUCUCUUUCAUGUUUUAAGAGUGGUUAUUUCGUGUCCAUUCUUAAGUUGUAUUAUUCAAGAAUAAAUCAAUAAUGAUAAUAAUUAUUGAUAUACACCCUUUCUCUGUCACCUGAGACUGAGUGUAAAGUAAGUCUAAACUCUACUUUUAACUAAGAAGAGUAAGGGCUGCUAAUUAGUAACUAAUACUCUACAGGCAACUCGGACUCGGUACUGGGCUGCCCAUUGAACACGCAGCACACUGCCAGUGUCACUGGUAUAGGCCUGAUGCCGAUGUGCCGCCUAUUGGUGAUAUAUUACAAUAAAAUUGUAUAGAUACUUCGGUAAAUCAAGGGAGACUAGUACUUUUUGUGUAACGGAAUUGGCAAUCGGCGCAGAAAAAUCUGAGUUUUUAUUUUUCCGAUGUGUAUGUCUAUUUAUUAUUAAAUGAGUACUUUCGACAUAUAUUUGAGUUCUGUUUCCGGCCUUAUAUUUUGAUAGACAUCUUGGCCUAUAUUUUAAUAAAUUUCUUUUUCAUUUACAAUCAGUCAGCUUUGAGAAAAUCCUUGGUAAAUAUAAGCCAACUUUCAUCAUUAAAAUUAAGUCGCAGUAAAAGAUUUGUCACUACCAAAUUUUUUUUUGCAUCUGGGGAAUGUAUUGAUCUACAUGUAUGCCAAUUUUCAUAGUGAUAUGUUAUUUACGAGAGACGGCAUGUUUCUACGCGUUCGCAGCAGGUCAUGCAGUUUGCUCAACCUAAUUUCGCCAUGGGGUGGGCCACGCCCCCUUUUUAAUGGCGGAAGUUGCAGAUACUUAGGAAAUAAUAAUUUAUUACCACUAUUUACAUCAAAAUAUUUGAUAACUUGUGUUUCAGAAUGCAUUUUGAAGACAUUUAAACUGGAAUGUUUUAAUUGAGCUUUAACAACCCGGUAGAGUCCAUAUUAUAAAUGAUCAGAAUUUACGGUGUGCAACACGUUGUCAUUGGCAACCAUUCACAUUCACUUGCAUAAUGGCUGUAUUGUAUUACUACCUCAGAGUUUUAUUCAUAAGAGUUUGCCGUGUGCAAAAACUAUUAUACCAUUGGUCAGGGAAAGCUUUAAUUAAUUAUUCAUGUGCCAAAGUUGAAAGUUUAAACUAAGUCGACCCUAAACUGUAUUUUAGUGAUAAGGCGAUGCAUUGCCUUAUAUUUAUAUAAAGUAUAUAGUCAUUGCGCAUGACGCGAUCAGCGGAAUGAGGUCACAAGAUGUGGAGGUUUCGUCCAUAGUUAAAAAUACCAAACGAACUCACACUUUAAAAAUUCGUAGCUCAAAAAGUACUUAAGCUAAAAAGUUGUUUCUGGUUUCAUUUUUUUAUUUGAAAUUUGCUCUAACUGUGUUAUUAAAAAAAUUAUUUCAAAAGUACCUAAAUUGUAUUAUGGCCUCGUUUUAUUUUUUAUUUAUAUAUUAUAUAACUUUACUCUAAGUCUAAGAGUCUAAGACUCUAUUAAAAUUCUUUUAUGGUCUAGCUAAGACUACUGCAAGAUCUAAGUGCAGAAGCUAAAAAAAGACGGAUUAGUCCUAACUCUAACUAACUAGUUAAACUAGGCCAAAAUCUUAUUUUUUAAAAACAUUGCCCUUAAGCCUUUUGUGGGACUUCACAUAACAUUUUCAUGGCUGAGCCUGCCUGAGAAGCGGCUGGCAAUGUCUUCUAUGGUAUAUAAUGAUACAUACCAUAGAUCUAUAGUCACUGUGUAGGUAAGGCAUACUUCUCAGAUUUACUACCGGCAAUCAUUCCUAUCUAUAUUCAAAAGAUUCGGAUUUUGAACUCUGUGCCUAUCUGAUACUGGUGUCACAAAUGACUGGGGCAGGGGUUAACAACAGAGCUCCAUUGUUCUUCAGAUAAGUUAUGGGGUGGACGGAAAUUGUGAUGGGGAGGGGGGGGGGGAUUGUUAGGCGCACAGGGUAGGGUUAAUAGAUUCUCGUUUCUUUUAGAUUAGGAGGAUUUUUCUUGCCAAAAUAUUAUGUCUCGGGCCUUCCAGACUUCGCGUUAUAAUUUUGAUGUUAACGACGGAAGUUCCUAAUUGAGAAAUUAGAGGGGUAUGGAUGGGUUAAUAGCUAGCAUUCCUGGACCACCUAGGGAGGUAGAGAAUCGUAUAUAAGAUAGAAAUCAUUGUGACAUAGGAGAGUUAGAGAUUUUUGGACAGUGAUUAUGAAGUUUUAGACGCAGCGGUACUAGGUAGUCAAGAUAGACUUAGGGAUAGACAGCCAAGAGUUAACAGAUAGAAAGGAGACAUUGCUGAAAUCAUAUUAUAUGGAUCAAUACAUUUUUUUAUUAUAACUGUUAAUGAGGAGUUGCUUGGUCAUUUAUUAGUGUUCUGUGUUUUCUUAUUUGUACUUCUCAACGCCUGGACUAGUGAACCAUCACAGAGAAGAGCGGCCCCGUAUUAAUCACACCAACACAAAUACCACUUGGUACAUGACCAUAAAUACGGGCAAUACCAUCUGAUCUGUGACGUCUUAUCCACACAACGCUUUUUUUUUUGCCUUGAAAGUAAGGAGAGGAGUCUUUUGGAGAUAUCAAAAUUUUAAUUUUGCAUCAAAUAUUCUGUUAGCUUUUAUUCCCAUAGCCUUAAUCAUGGGGGCACUCCUGUGGCUGCAAAGUAAUUUUGUGGAUUGGCCUCUGGGCUGGGUCCCACACUAAUGGCUAUAAAGGUGGGGCCUUGGGGCGUGAUUCUUUGUAAGAUGCUGUCACGAGCUAUGCUGUAACGUUUCAGCAGUUCUAUGCUUUGGUAAUUGUGAGUUAUUCUUCUACUUUCUUUUUGUCUAAAAGCCUUCAGGAAUUUUUAAGACAAUUGUUUGUUCAACUUUGUGCCUUAAAAUGUUGACAAUGACUAAGAUUUUGUGAAUCCAUCUCUUCCAAUGCUUAAAAUUUAAAAACAGGCUAAAUUCUUCAUGUCCUAAAUUGAGUUUUUGCUAGAAUAUUUUUGACACAGACACACUUUGUUUUAUCAAUGUGGGCUUAUAAUCCUUGCACAUGCCCAUUAUUAAAAGGCUCACAAAGAGCGAGAUCUAUAUUUUCAAGUUCAUCAAAUCUUUUCAUAUUGUUUUCAAAAAUAUUCUACAACUUAAAAUAUUAUGACCUAAGUCUUUGUUCUUGUGGACUCAGAAAAAGUAAAAACACCACAUAUAAGUGUUUUAAUUGAUGUCCAGUUUGUAAGACUAGUAACAUCCGUUGGAAACACAAGUGAUGAACUUCGGAGCAAAUCCACAGCAACUUUUACUUAAUCAGCAACUUUUACUUACAAUCAAUGGUGCAACCUCUAGCCCUCUUGAUCUCACAUCCCCCUCCCAUACACCCACACACACACUCAGUUGCGAAAACCUCAUUCAUAACUUGUGAUUAUACUAAGGUCUACAGAAUUAGUACUGGGACCACCAUACUUAAUCAACUUCUAAUGCUUACAAAUAAUAUAAUGAUAAAAAAACCAUCACACAUCCAACUGUUACCCUCUCAAAGACAUAAAUGUUUAUAUGAUUGAAUACAUGAAUUAUAAUUGAACUUAAAAGCUUUCCUUGUUCAAGAGGACAGUGCGGUUGGAUAUAUAUGAUAUAUGUAAUAAAGCAUUAUCUUUAAAAAAACAACUUUGAAGUGUGUUUUAUUUAGAGUUCUUGAACUGGGGCUUAAAAUUUAAGGGAAUAGUGGUAACUAGGUAUGUGGAAGCUUAAAAUACUGUAGUUCACAAUGCUAUGAAAAAAUUGAUUAUUUUUCUCUACGAAGUUAGGUUUCAUAAAAGUACAGUCAAAGGACAAGAAAAAUGGAAUUUUUCCUGUAUAUUAACCCUCGAACUGUGGUCGGCCGACAUUCUCGUUCAGUGCUGUAGCGGUCGAAAAAUUUGGCCGAUAAAAAAACACGGUUGGAUAGCAACUUCCAAUCCAAUAUUUAACCGAAAUCGUAGCCAUUUUCUUUUAUUAAUAACUAAAUCAAAUUCCGGGCCAAGCUGUUUCUUGAUAACUUAACAAUAAUUACUUUUUAAUAGGAAUUUUAUAUCGCUGUUUUUGUUAAAGUGAAAAUGGCGGAAGCUAUGGCCGGGCCUUCAGUGCGAGAACUAAUAUAAAUAUUUUUGAAAGCUUUUUAGGAGAGGAUUUAAGUGAUACUGAUGAUGAUUUUAACAUUCCCCAUGACAUCUCACUUCAGAUUCUGAUACUGAAGUAGGCUCACUGAGGCUACUGUUUGACUUCGAGCCAGGCUUGGAGGUUGGGCAAGGACUGACUGAAUUUUAGUCACAGAAGCUACAGAUUACAGAUCAGAACUAAUAAAUUUUAUAGUUUAACAACCCAAAUCAGUUCCACAGUUCCUUUUUAAAUGUUUACUAGUCAAUAAUAACUUUUUUGCCUAAGAUUUUGUAUUUUGUACUUGGUUUUAGCAGUGGUCCCAGUUUCUUAUAUAAAUGACCUAAAAUUACUAAAAUUGCUUUCAGAUGUGUAAUUGCAAUCAAAACCUUAGCAAACUAUACAUUUUCUUAUAGAUAAAUGAAUUGGCUACAACAUUUAGAUUUAUUUUUUAAGUGUACCGGGGUAUCUAUAAAAAUUAAUGAUGUCAUGAGCACUUGAAUGCAAGACAUUUUGUCGAUUUUUAUUUUCUUGAGAACUCGAAGGUCAAGGACAUGGAGCAAAUAAAUUUUUCAGGGUGGGCAAUAUGGCCAACUUUAUCCCCAUCCAUUUACCUUUCUAAAAAUAUAUACUUAUAGGGGUCUUGUAUCCAUAUUUCUAUGUCAUUUAAUGCAAUUUCAAAAGACACUCAAAAAGCUCUGAAAAGCUCCACACCACAGAAUGAUGCAUGCCACAGUUCAAGUGUUAACUUAUUUUUGGUGUGUUUGGGGCAAAAUCUUCAGAUGGCUAAUUGACCCGAUUCCUGUCAACCAGUCAGGCUGAAACUUGGCACAGACUCAUUGCCAAUAACAACACAUUAUAUCAAAUUUUUAGCCCCACCCCUGACCCCCAAAAAUCUAUUUUUAUCUGUUUUUCAAGGGGAAGAUGAAGGAAAUAUGAUGCCACUGAUUUCACAGAAUUAAAUUCCCAUUAAAUAACUGUGCUAAAUGAAAUUCUUUUUUUUUUUCUUUCUUUUUAUAUUGCAAUUGUGUAAUUUUUUUUUUUUUUUUUUUUUUUUUUUUUUCAUUUUUUUUUUUUUUUUUUUUUUUUUUUUUUUUUUACUAAAAAGUUGGUGAAAUAAAUCUGCCGUGUAAAAGCGGGUGGGACAUCAGAAUAUUAAGAUAACAUAUACCGGUACCAGAUUUAUAAAAAAAAAUGUGUUUUUAGUGGUUGUUUGAUUAUUGUCCUGUUCUUUUAUUUCAAGCCUAGUUUCUCUGUUUCUUUUAAAUAGCUUUAAUGAAGUCCUUUUUUUAUUUACUUGAAAAUUUAACAUUAUUUAUCACAUAUUGCAGCUUUAAAAUAAUAAUUUUUAAUUUAUUUAUUAUCAGUUUAAAAGUUUCUUUAAUUUUUUUUUAUGCAGAUCAUCAGAUAAGUUGAUCCUGCAUAAAGAAAGUCUGACUGACAAUGGCUUCACCAUCAGUUGGUAAUAAUAUAUCCUCUCCUCUUUCUAUUAUUUUUUUUAAGCAUGGCAUAUUUUAACAUGGUAAAUAUCUAGAUAUAUAAAAAAAAAUUUAAACUUGAUAAAAGCAAGGAGGGCAACAUUGUAACAGGAAAUUUGACCUUGGUUUUGUGAAAUUCUUGUUGUUUUUUAACUUAUGCAUCAUUUUUCUGGUGAGAUAGAAUUUGUUGCAAUCUUCAGUGAGUUCUUAAGGUGGUGAUCAGAGGUUUUAAUUCUAAUUUUACCCUUCACUUCAUCCCUUUCACACAUGACAAUAGUUUCUCACAAAGAAAAAAGAAGUCCCAUGAAAAAGGCUUGAUAAUGCCAUAUUUUUUUCUAUUUAUGAAGAUAGGUCUCAUAAAAUUCCAUUCAAGGGUCAAGCACAUUUUUUUCAGUUAAAGUUGAAUGCUGCACUGCAUUUUUCCCAUAAUGCAAACAUAACAUACUCUUGUCAUUUCUUUUUCUUCUAUAUCUUAAGGGCCCACAAUCAAUGUAAUUGAUCAUUCUGGCUCCUAUUUAUUUGCUAGUAUACCAACUUAUAUAUGAUUUAUCUUGACAUUGUUUUCAAAUUCAAAACAGUUACAAAAUAUUGCACCAUAAUGUUAAAAGGAAAUAAUUUUGGACCACUGGUUCAUUUGGCUUAAAUUUAUUAAUCAGUCAAAAUAAGAAUGACCUAGUUUCUAUAAAUAAUUAAUUACUUAAAUUAAAAUUUACUAACUCAAAUUUUAAUUCCUGCAGGUUUGACAUCACCAGAUAUGUCUGACGUUGUUGAGGACGCUACAAGCCCACUUACAAUGAAUGCUACUGCAUUAUCUACACCGGUACCUAUCACUCAACCACAAAGGGCUGUAUCAAAUGUUUACACACCUUUACUAACAUCCACCAGGUCAUCUACCUGUCAGCCACCCUUGCUCUCAGAUUCAUCAUCUAGCAAUACAUUUAAAAUCUCUCAGAACGAUUCACAAAAACCUUUAACACUGGGUUUGAAAAAGAACACUGGCAAAUCUCCACCAAUGAUGCAGAAUACUCGGGUGCAAAGAUCAUCAGUAAGGCCAUUUUUUUGUUGUGGCAGUGAGCUGUCUCUUGUAAGUUUAGUAGAUGGUUUGGAGUUGACGGACUCGUCUUCAAAGGAUAAAAAGUUCAAUAGUAUUGAAUGUAACAGUUCAUCAGAUGAGGAUGAAUCGGCAGAAAAUAGUUUCUCAUCCCAUAAACUGAAAACCGCACCGAAAGCUCUUGGCGUUGCGUCUAACGUGGAAGGCCGUCCCACUAUGAUGAGAAGGAAGAAAAAGGACAAACUUGGUGCAAAGAAAAAGUUUUGGGGGUUGCGAUUUCACGGACGAUGGAACCCUCGCUGGAGAGUUCCUCAGCCCCAGCGUUCAUCUAGUCAUCGCUGUGAGCUAGCCUACCAUGGAUCUGGCUGUCAAGGAACCUACCAAACAUCUGGCUCGCCUGGAUCAGGAAGAAGAUCACCCCGUGCUAGGCCAGUCUCUGUCGCAAGUCAACUAAUUGACUUGACCUUUGUGGAUUUUGACAGAUUAUAUCCAACUGAAGAUAUUGAUGCGAUACGAAAAAGAGAGAGAGCAGAGGAGAUGGCGACUGGGGUAGAAGUGGAUCCUAACAUUUUACCCAGGGUUUUUCAUCCCAGUUUUGAGAUAUCCGGACCCAUGCUUAGUAUGGUACGUCGGCGUCGAUUGGCCUCAGGUAACUCGGAUAUAAUAAUCUCGUUGCCUGAGUCUCCUGCAGAAGAUUACUCGCUCCUGAUGAACAACAUGGUUUGGCAGUGGCAAGAGCAUGUGGGAUCACCUGCAGUGUCAGAUUCCCCACAGAUUCAUACACAAGUCGAUUUCAUACACUGCCUUGUGCCGCAUCUAGUCAACAUCCUAGCAUGUCCUUUCUACUGGGGUGUAAUGGAUAGAUAUGAGGCAGAGCGCUUGCUAGACAAUAAGCCUGAAGGCACAUUCCUUCUCAGAGAUAGUGCACAAGAAGACUUCCUUUUCUCUGUCAGCUUCAGGCGUUAUAAUAGAUCAUUACAUGCCAGGGUAGAGCAGUGGAAUCACAGGUUUAGCUUUGAUGCUCAUGACCCAGCAGUUUUCUCCGCUCCUUCUGUGUGUGAGCUAAUGGAGCACUACAAAGAUCCCUGCUGCUGUAUGUUUUUUGAACCUAUGUUGACCCGUCCUCUUGCACGAAACUUUCCAUUUUCUUUGCAACAUGUUUGUCGUGCAGCUAUAUGUGACCGUUUAAAAUAUGAUCAAAUUCGCACCUUGCCUCUGCCCAACAGCUUAAAGCAAUUUCUUCAAGUGUAUCAUUACAAGCAAAAAGUCAGAGUAAGGGUUUUUGAUGGUCCCCAGCCUGUCUUUCCAUCAACCAGUUUAGUAUUUUAGAUUUUUGGAUUGUCUUGUUGAGUUCAAGGGCCUAGUGUAAAAGUAAAAGGCCAGAUAGAUGCUUCAUUUUACAUGUUCUGUAAAUAUGUAAACUUAAAAUAACUUAAAUUAUAUAGUUUAAAGUACAUUUUUGAAAAAUAAUAAUCAAUCAGUGUUUAAGAAUCAUACACAUACAUGCAUGCAGAUUUUUAGUAACAAUGAUGCAACCAUUAAAGCUACCGGUACAUAAAAUAUUUACUGUUUAGCUCUCCAGUUCAAUCCUUUGCUUUUCAUGCUUCUCACUGAGUGUUCUGAUUUUUUUGUAUACCCUGGUAUUAUAUUAUGACUUAAAGUUCAUAAUAGAAAGAAGGGAGAAAUUUUUUUUUAAAGAGUUGAGUUAAUGAAUUCACAUAAAUAUGGUUAUUAUUGUUACGGUACCUC